This is a messenger RNA of Amphibalanus amphitrite, 341 nucleotides long. Its product is annotated as DNA-directed RNA polymerase III subunit RPC8-like. The transcript has 2 exons. The annotation marks the transcript as partial. The record is from RefSeq and is a predicted model, not a curated record. Lineage: Eukaryota; Metazoa; Arthropoda; Thecostraca; Balanomorpha; Balanidae. Gene Ontology annotation, cellular component: RNA polymerase III complex. Gene Ontology annotation, biological process: DNA-templated transcription; transcription initiation at RNA polymerase III promoter.
AUGCCUCCUGUCUACGACGCAACAGUCCUCUCGGAGGCCUGGUUCUCCAUGGUGGCUUAUCCUUGCGAGCAGUCUUCAGGGGAAUACACUGAGCAACCAGGGAGGCGACAGGCCAUCACCGAGGAGCUGAACCGCAAGCUCUCCAACCGCGUCCUGUACUCGGUGGGCCUGUGUAUCGCGCUGCACGACAUUGUGAAACUGGAGGAGUCGUUCAUCCUGCCCGGAGACGGCGCCUCGCACAGUCGCACCACGUUCCGGUACGUGGUGUUCCGGCCGUACGUCGACGAGGUGCUCACAGGGAGAAUCAAGAGCUGCAGCAGCGACGGAGUGCAAGGUAGCCG